Saccoglossus kowalevskii is the source of this 616-nucleotide messenger RNA. RefSeq lists its product as uncharacterized. Gene Ontology annotation, molecular function: oxidoreductase activity. The record is from RefSeq and is a predicted model, not a curated record. Lineage: Eukaryota; Metazoa; Hemichordata; Enteropneusta; Harrimaniidae.
UACAAUGGCUGCUGCAGGAGGUAAAGUUGCUUUGAUCACUGGAUCCACGUCCUGUGACGGGAUUGGGUAUACAAUUGCCAAGUGUCUAGCUAAAAAUGGAUACAAUAUUAUUCUGCAUGGGAGGCGAGCUGAGGCAGAAAUUGAACCUCUCAGAGAACAGUUGCAGAGAGAGUUCCACGUAAAAUGUCAUUAUCUAACUGCCGAUUUACUUCAGCGAUCUGAAAUUGAGAACCUGUGUAAAAAGAAAAUUGAGGCUUUAUAUCCAGAUGGAGUUGAUGUACUCGUUAACAACGCAGGUGCCAGUCUAAAUGCUCCACUAGAAAAUUUUCCAGUUGAUAAGUGGGAUGAAAUAAUUCAAGUCAAUCUAACAGCACCGUUUGACAUGGUACGUCUGACUGUGGGUGCUAUGAAAAAGAAAGGGUGGGGUCGUAUUAUAAAUAUAUCAUCUAUAUCAAGCAAAAGAGUAUUGAAGACUUCUGUAGCAUAUAACUGUUCAAAACAUGGUCUUGAGGGAUUGACAAAAAUUGCAGAACUUGCAGCUUUUCUUUGCACACCAGCAGCAGACCAAAUGACUGGUGCAAGUAUACCGGUAGAUGCCGGCAAGUGGGCCGAGUAA